This is a messenger RNA of Myzus persicae (green peach aphid), 1514 nucleotides long. RefSeq lists its product as uncharacterized. The coding region runs from base 61 to 1125 and encodes 354 amino acids. NCBI's taxonomy places the organism in Eukaryota, Metazoa, Arthropoda, Insecta, Hemiptera, Aphididae. The transcript has 8 exons. The record is from RefSeq and is a predicted model, not a curated record.
AGUGCACUGUGUUUCUACUGUUGUAUAGGUAUCAUAAAUAUUGUCAUCGACGUUUUCCAAAUGGAAAGUCGAAAAACAUCGGUGAGAACCACUGAUGAAAUUGAAGCGUUUGAUGAGAUACAGCCAGAAGACAUCUGUGGAACGUCUUCGAAGCACCAUCAAACUCAUCAAUUACGGAUAUGGGAAGGCCAAAACAUCCAUGAAGAUCCAAAGAAUGCUGAAUCGUACGAAAUCGAAAAACGGCAAGUGAUCAUCAUGGUCAACAACUUCAUCACAAAGAUGUACAUUGACAGUCAACGGUUCAAAAAGAAUGACGAUAAGACCGAAAAAAAGUAUGAGGAAAUGGAGGAUUUAAUGGACCGAGUAGAAAUAGCUCAUGAUUUAAUUACCAGACUCAGACAAUUGCUAACGAUGGAGAAAACCGACUCGGUAAUGGACCAUUCGUUGAACAGGACGAGGUUUUUUAAAAUGGACGACGACUAUAAAAUACAAAACGAAGAGCGAGAAAAUAUUCGACAAAAAGCGUUGGUCGAGAAAAGGAGAAAGGUAAAAUUGUUCAGUGAAACCAUAGACUCGAUCGCCGAAAGAUAUAAUUCAGUGGUGGAAACGAUAAAUGCCCCGAAUGAUUACAAGUUUCUAGACGAGUUCAAGACGAAUACAAUACCUUUGGAAUUGAAAAAAAACAUGACAAAAAAGAAAAGAGAUACGAAGAACGAAGGCAAUAAAGAAGCUAGUUCCAUACUCUGGUCGCCUUUUGAAAUAUUGAACGGCAGAAUCGUCGACUCGGAUGUUAAACCCACUUACCGUAUCAUCGGCACCGAUGUCACCAGCUACAAAACUAUAUACAACUAUUCUUGCACUCUGUACGGACUCUACGUUGAAGGUAAAGGUUCGAAAAAAGAAAAAGCCAAAGAAGACGCGGCUACAGAAAUGAUCCGUCAAAUACUAAAUGAGCAAAAUGCUAAAACGCUACCAAAUCAUUUUAAGCCGUUCAAUGAACAAGAAAUUAAUGACCUACAAGCUUUGCUCAAAACGAAACAAAAUUAUACGGAAUUUUUAGAAGAAACGACUAAAGAAGAUAUUCCAUUACCAUUAGAAAUCAAAUCUAAUGUGAGACGUACUUAGCAAAAUAUGUCAACACAUCAAUAAAUUAACAAGAGUAUAACUUUAAUAGGUUCGCUAUCAUUAAAUUAGGCACUAAUACUAAUCACACAAAUCAUAGUUAUCUAAUGCAAUUUAAAACAAACAAUCAUGAUUCAUAAGUAUACUUAUUUACUACUUAUAGAUAUUGUAACAGAUAAGUUUAAUUUGUUUACUAUAUACUGCAGUCUGUAACCAUUAUAAUAAUUAUAAAAAAGAAAAUGAAGAAUAUUUUGUUGACCAUUAUUUGUUUUUGAAAACCUAUACCUAAAUUAAGUUUUGUCUCGGCUAUCUGCAUUUUAGUCGAAAAAAAUAAGAUACAAUUUACCGUAUAAUAGUUUAGUAUACUUUAAUUGCAUUGUGAUAAUCGUCAA